AUGGCUUCCAUCAUCGCCCCGAAGAUGGCUUUCCGUGCUUUUCGAGCUGCCCCGAAGGCUGCCCCCUGGGCCAGUCUCAAUGCCCAGCUGCCUCUGGCUCAGCCUGCUUUCCGCCGUUUCUUUGCGGCGCCCGCCCAGGAGCAGCCACGCCUGCGUCUGGGCUCGACCGCUCCCAACUUCAAGGCUCUGACCACCAAGGGCGAGAUCGACUUCCACCAGUUCAUCGGCGACAGCUGGACCGUCCUCUUCUCUCACCCGGCCGAUUUCACUCCCGUUUGCACCACCGAGCUGGGUGCCUUUGCGAAGAUGAAGGGCGAGUUUGAGAAGCGCGGUGUCAAGAUGAUUGGUCUGAGCGCCAAUGACCUCGGCUCUCACGACGAAUGGAUCAAGGACAUCAACGAAGUCUCCUCGACCGACCUGCAGUUCCCCAUAAUUGCCGAUGCCGACCGUAGGGUCGCCUUUCUGUACGACAUGGUCGACCAGCAGGACCUAGACAACAUUGACAAGAAGGGCAUCGCAUUCACCAUCCGCUCCGUCUUCGUCAUCGACCCGAGCAAGAAGAUCCGUCUGACCAUGAUGUACCCCGCGUCGACCGGUCGCAACUCUGCCGAGGUGCUGCGCGUCAUCGACUCUCUGCAGACUGGCGACAAGAAGGGUGUCACCACCCCGAUCGACUGGCAGGCCGGCGACGAUGUGAUCGUGCCCCCUCGGUCACCACCGCGGAUGCGAAGAAGAAGUUUGGCGAGGUCCGCGAGGUCAAGCCCUACCUGCGAUACACUAAGAUCUAAAAUGUACACAAAUAGCCCAUGUAAAAACAGAGCAAUCGAAGAUAAUCGACAUUUCCACGCGACAGGUCACAUGCGUGGGCUGGUCGAUCGUGAUCAUAAAGGCUUUCGUGCUACAUGGAGUAGGGAUCGGGUAUACCUCGGUCGUCUGCCGGAUGUCAACCAUAGACCCGUCGACGCUAUUCUUAUUUUCCGUGCGGUGCUGCAUGGAAGCCCCUGA
Molecule: messenger RNA, 1005 nt
Organism: Penicillium cinerascens
Lineage: Eukaryota; Fungi; Ascomycota; Eurotiomycetes; Eurotiales; Aspergillaceae
Product: peroxiredoxin
Exons: 3
Coding region: 1-1005 (334 amino acids)
Biological process (GO): cellular oxidant detoxification; cell redox homeostasis; cellular response to oxidative stress
Cellular component (GO): mitochondrion; cytosol
Molecular function (GO): thioredoxin peroxidase activity
Source: RefSeq, a predicted model, not a curated record